CGUCACGUGGCCCCCGGCGCGGGUCACGAGAACAAACACUGUCGCGGAGCUUCCCGGCCGGUGCUCUUGAGGCGGGACAUGGCCAACGUCUCCAAGAAGGUGUCGUGGUCCGGCCGCGACCUGGACGACGACGAGGCGGCGCCGCUGCUGCGGAGGCCGGCGCUGUCCGGGGCGCCGGCCGGGGAGGCCACGCCGCUGCUGAACGGGGCUGCGCCGGCGGCCGCUCGCGCGUCGCCCCACGUGGCCCUUCCCCGGCUGGGACAGAUGAGCAACGUGGAGCUGGACGACGAGCUUCUGGACCCUGACGUGGACCCCCCGCACCCCUUCCCCAAGGAGAUCCCGCACAACGAGAAGCUGCUGUCCCUCAAGUACGAGAGCUUGGACUAUGACAACAGUGAGAACCAGCUGUUCCUGGAGGAGGAGCGGCGGAUCAACCACACGGCCUUCCGCACGGUGGAGGUCAAGCGGUGGGUCAUCUGCGCCAUGAUCGGCAUCCUCACGGGCCUCGUGGCCUGCUUCAUCGACGUCGUGGUGGAGAAGCUGGCCGGCCUCAAGUACCGGCUCGUCAAGGAUAACAUCGACAAGUUCACGGAGCGGGGCGGGCUGUCCUUCUCCCUGCUGCUGUGGGCCACGCUGAACUCCGCCUUCGUGCUCCUGGGCUCCGUGAUCGUCGCCUUCAUAGAGCCGGUCGCCGCUGGCAGCGGGAUCCCGCAGAUCAAGUGCUUCCUCAACGGGGUGAAGAUUCCCCAUGUGGUCCGGCUCAAGACCCUGGUGAUCAAGGUGUCCGGCGUGAUCCUGUCCGUUGCGGGAGGAUUGGCCGUGGGGAAGGAAGGGCCCAUGAUUCACUCGGGCUCCGUGAUCGCAGCCGGCAUCUCCCAGGGCAGGUCGACGUCUCUGAAGCGAGAUUUCAAGAUCUUCGAGUACUUCCGCAGAGACACAGAGAAGCGGGACUUCGUUUCAGCGGGAGCUGCGGCUGGAGUGUCUGCUGCGUUCGGGGCCCCCGUGGGUGGGGUCCUCUUCAGCUUGGAGGAGGGUGCGUCCUUCUGGAACCAGUUCCUCACGUGGAGAAUCUUCUUUGCCUCCAUGAUCUCCACCUUCACACUCAACUUCGUCCUGAGCAUUUACCACGGGAACAUGUGGGACCUCUCCAGCCCCGGCCUCAUCAACUUCGGAAGAUUUGACACUGAGACCAUGGUCUACACCAUCCAUGAGAUUCCCAUCUUCAUCGCCAUGGGCGUUGUGGGUGGUAUUCUGGGAGCCGUGUUCAACGCCUUGAAUUACUGGCUGACCAUGUUUCGGAUCAGGUACAUCCACAGGCCCUGCCUGCAGGUGAUCGAGGCCAUGCUGGUGGCCGCCGUCACAGCCACAGUCGCCUUCGUGCUGAUUUACUCGUCCCGCGACUGCCAGCCCCUGCAGGGGAGCUCCGUGUCUUAUCCCCUCCAGCUCUUCUGCGCAGACGGCGAGUACAACUCCAUGGCCGCGGCCUUCUUCAACACCCCGGAGAAGAGUGUGGUCAGCCUCUUCCACGACCCCCCCGGCUCCUACAACCCCAUGACGCUCGGCCUCUUCACGCUGGUCUACUUCUUCCUGGCCUGCUGGACCUACGGGCUCACGGUGUCGGCUGGCGUCUUCAUCCCGUCCCUGCUCAUCGGGGCCGCCUGGGGCCGCCUCUUCGGCAUUUCCCUGUCCUACAUCACCGGGGCUGCGAUCUGGGCGGACCCUGGCAAGUACGCCCUCAUGGGAGCGGCUGCCCAGCUGGGUGGCAUCGUGCGGAUGACGCUGAGCCUGACGGUCAUCAUGAUGGAGGCCACCAGCAACGUGACCUACGGCUUCCCCAUCAUGCUGGUGCUCAUGACCGCCAAGAUCGUGGGUGACGUCUUCAUCGAGGGCCUGUACGACAUGCACAUCCAGCUGCAGAGCGUGCCCUUCCUGCACUGGGAGGCCCCCGUCACCUCGCACUCGCUCACCGCCAGGGAGGUGAUGAGCGCGCCGGUCACCUGCCUGCGGAGGAGGGAGAAGGUGGGCGUCAUCGUGGACGUGCUGAGCAGCUCGGCCUCCAACCACAACGGCUUCCCCGUGGUGGACAGUGCCGACGCCGCGCAGCCGCCGCGACUCCAGGGCUUGAUCCUGCGCUCCCAGCUCAUCGUCCUGCUGAAGCACAAGGUGUUCGUGGAGCGCUCCAGCAUGGGCCUGGUGCGGCGCCGGCUGCGGCUGAAGGACUUCCGCGACGCCUACCCACGCUUCCCCCCGAUCCAGUCCAUCCACGUGUCGCAGGACGAGCGCGAGUGCACCAUGGACUUGUCCGAGUUCAUGAACCCCUCGCCCUACACGGUGCCCCAGGAGGCGUCCCUGCCGCGCGUGUUCAAGCUCUUCCGGGCCCUGGGACUCCGGCACCUUGUGGUGGUGGACAACCGCAAUCAGGUGGUCGGACUGGUGACCAGGAAGGACCUGGCCAGGUACCGGCUCGGGAAGGGGGGCCUGGAGGAACUCUCUCUGGCUCAGACAUGAGGCCCUGGCCUCAGCACCUCUUCUGGGCGCCCGCCUCGCUCCCCGGGCGGCAGCGGAUCCAGUGUUCUCCAUAUCUUGGGGACGGCCUGGCCUGGCCUCUGAUACCCAUGGGCUCCUGGCAUUCAUGGUGCCCUUCCCCCCAAGCCCCUUGGAUGCCACCUGCCAGGCUUCCAUUUUCUCACUACCAGGAAUCAGUUGUGCAGCUUCUGCUCUCUCUUGGGGAGUGUGUGUCUGCACGUGUGCACGCUUUGCACGUGUGCUUAGCAGCUGGCGUGCUGGGCCCUGUGGGUCCGAGUCCAUGGCCCCCCGCGCAGGGCGCGUAGCCUGGGAGGACCAUGCUUUGAGCACCGCCAGCUGGAGCCGGGGUGACUGGAGGCAGAGACAUGAGCCGGAUUGGGAGCCGGACUGCCUGGAGGACAGACCCCAGACUCAGCACGUGCACCCCGGGCCCCCCCUGCGGGGUGGUAGGGCUCUGCACUGGGGUCCCGGCCAAGGGGCAGAGCUGGGACUCUCCCGUGGGUCUGGACCCUGCAUCCAGCCACACUGUGUCCGCGCCCCAGGGAGGCGGGGCUUCCCGCACAUGGUUUGGCUCAGGGCCCCCCGACCCCCCCCACCCCCCCGGGGCGGCUCUUCUUCUAGUGUUGGGGCAGGUGGUUUUGGGGAUGAACUGGGGAGGCCAGAGCAGGGGUCCACUCCUUCCAGGCUGGGUCAUGGGGGAUCCUGUUUUCUAAAGUGACUCCUGUCGCCAUUCUGCUGCUCUGACAAGGGACACGGAUGCCUUUUCAGUGGUUGGGCGGUACACCUCGGUUUUAGCCCUUUUCGAGGGUGUGGGCCUCCACUCCCUGGCGGGGAGCCCUCCACGGGGGGCGCCAGGGGCCAAGUGUGGGGUCUGAAUGGGAGAAAUAAAGGAAUUGUACCCAGA
This is a messenger RNA of Phacochoerus africanus (Common warthog), 3430 nucleotides long. RefSeq names its product chloride voltage-gated channel 7 (gene CLCN7). The transcript is spliced from 25 exons. Gene Ontology annotation, cellular component: lysosomal membrane; intracellular membrane-bounded organelle. Gene Ontology annotation, biological process: transmembrane transport; chloride transport. The record is from RefSeq and is a predicted model, not a curated record. Bases 79 to 2508 code for a protein of 809 amino acids. NCBI's taxonomy places the organism in Eukaryota, Metazoa, Chordata, Mammalia, Artiodactyla, Suidae. Gene Ontology annotation, molecular function: voltage-gated chloride channel activity.